Molecule: messenger RNA, 1631 nt
Organism: Plutella xylostella (diamondback moth)
Lineage: Eukaryota; Metazoa; Arthropoda; Insecta; Lepidoptera; Plutellidae
Product: carboxypeptidase B
Biological process (GO): proteolysis
Molecular function (GO): zinc ion binding; metallocarboxypeptidase activity
Source: RefSeq, a predicted model, not a curated record
GGUACAUAAUUAUGUACCUACUUAGUAUCUUCUGAAAGUUCUCACCAACUAAUUUAGAGAUUGCCUUAUUCUGGAAAGCGCAGUGAUCCACAAAACACAAGAGAUGAUGUUGUUUUUGAGUGAUUGAAAAGAUUAUUAAUUAAGUAACUUGCAUACUUAACUAUUACUUUCAUAAUCUUUAUCAGGUCGGAGGGGUCGAGAUUUUAAUAACGGGAUCUUUCUAAGGUUUACAGGGUAAAUGGCAGAGAUAUUCUGAAGGCUGAAAUCCGUGGUUCAAGCUGAGCGUUUGACCGUAAAUUUUUCUCAUUAAUAUUUUAAGUUUUAACACGCAGAAUCGCUUUUCUAUACAGAAUAGUAUUAGGUAUUUUCUCUAUGCCUCGUGCUAUGAAAAGAAAAGAUUUCUGUUUAUUUACGUGAGGUUUACGUAGAAAAUUGUAAAUCAACAUGAAAUAAAUUCAAAUAGCAAAAUGUUAUUGCAAAUAAAAAUUUAUGCAAUUGCUAUCCUCUACGCCCUGGGGGCCAUCUUCAUGCUGCUAUUUCCACCACGAAACUUCUUACGGUCAGGGGCGAAACUAUCCGCCCUACGAAGCAGCAGCGCUGGUCUCACCUACGACCAUUACCUCUCCCACCAAGAGAUAUUGGACCUGUGCGAGCAGAUCUCCAAAACCGAUCCAGAUCUGGCCAAUAUGGUGGAACUGGAACCCAGGACUGCGCAAAAUAGGACCAUAACCGCCUUGGAACUGCGCAGUGACAGUCAAACGAAGAAACCUGGCAUUCUCAUUGUAGGAGGUCUGGACGGCAUGGCGUGGGGCGUACCCAACGCGAUGUUGGAGCUGGCUGACCGGCUGCUGCACGACAGCAACUACCAGGCACCAUUCUUCAACGACUACGAUUGGUACCUCAUACCGCUGGCCAACCCUGACGGCCUGACGUUCACGCAAGCCAUUCGCGACAAUAAGCCAGUGAACGCGUCCACGUGGUCUGCCAACCUCACGGCGCGCGAGGGCACCAGGCCUGAUGCGUGGCACAAGAAUAUGGAGAAAGAUGAUAGCCACCCGUGCUUCGGAGUGCGUGUUAACAGAAACUUUGCGUACCAUUGGCAAGACGACCACGCCCACAGGCCGGACCGCUGCUCGCAGGCGUUCCCCGGACCGCGUCCGUUCUCCGCGCGCGAGGCGCAGGCGGUCCGGGGCUACGUGGACCGCCUGGACCGCCGCGUGCAGCUGGCUGUGCAUCUGCAGCCCAGCUAUGAGGCGAAGAAGGACCUGCUGCUCUACCCGUGGCGGUACACGCUCCGCGCGCAGAGUAACCAGCAGACCCUGCAGGCCAUCGGCGAGCGCGCCGCGCGGCACUCGCGCCUGCCAGACGGGAGGAUCUAUGAGGUCCACCAAGGCAGCAGCGAGCGCGUGGUGGCGGGGUCCCUGAGCGACUACCUGUCCGGCGUGGUCGGCGCGGAGCUGGUGUACCUGCUGCAGCCGCACCACCAGCUGUAUCCCAACUAUACGGACACUGAUGUACUGGAGUCAUUUGUAAACCGAGCGAUGCUCGCCAUCCUGAGCUUGGUCCGCGCGUGGCGUAAGAGCGAGAAGACCAAUACUCUAUCCUUCUUUGGCACUGAAGUAGAGUUCUAA